Messenger RNA from Lytechinus variegatus (green sea urchin), 759 nucleotides. RefSeq names its product NHP2-like protein 1. The transcript has 4 exons. Gene Ontology annotation, biological process: mRNA splicing, via spliceosome; maturation of SSU-rRNA; ribosome biogenesis. Gene Ontology annotation, cellular component: small-subunit processome; precatalytic spliceosome; box C/D methylation guide snoRNP complex. The record is from RefSeq and is a predicted model, not a curated record. Gene Ontology annotation, molecular function: RNA binding. NCBI's taxonomy places the organism in Eukaryota, Metazoa, Echinodermata, Echinoidea, Temnopleuroida, Toxopneustidae. The coding region runs from base 130 to 513 and encodes 127 amino acids.
CCGGCGAUCCCCAUUAUUUGCUUUCCAUAGGUACACGCACGUGGAGUUCGUUAGGCCUCAGUGAAGCGCAACGCCGAGAGGACCGAAAUUCAUCUUUUCUAUCGUAGCCAAUCCAAGAAACUCUCUGAUAUGGCUGAUGAAGUAAAUCCCAAAGCCUACCCCCUGGCUGAUGCUGAACUUACUAAGACUCUUCUUGAUCUGGUGCAGCAAGCUUUCAACUACAAACAGCUACGGAAGGGAGCAAAUGAAGCCACCAAGACCCUUAACCGUGGUAUCUCAGAGUUCAUCAUCCUGGCAGCUGACGCAGAGCCUCUGGAGAUCUUACUCCACCUUCCUCUCUUGUGUGAAGAUAAGAAUGUACCUUAUGUCUUUGUCAGGUCCAAGGAAGCUCUUGGUCGUGCCUGUGGUGUCUCCCGUCCCGUCAUAUCCUGUUCAGUGACCACCAAUGAGGGCUCCCAACUGAAGCCACAGAUCACCCGUAUGCAGCAGGCAAUUGAAAAACUCCUUAUCUAAGAUGUGACAAUCCACUACGAUCACAUGGUUUCAGAUAGGAUGAAUUAUUAUUUGUGUUCUUUUUUUCUUUCCUAACUGUGUGGUAUUCUGCAUCAUUGCACUUGACCAAAAUAUUUAAUUGGCAAAGAUUUUUAAGAAACAUUUAGAUUCAAUCUUCAAAUUAGUUUUUGCUUUUCCAGAAUUACAUCUGUGGCUUUACCCCAUUUCCACAGGAGGCAAUUUAAUGUCAUUGUCUCUUGAAGUGGU